AUGAUGAAGCACGUUUCUGCAUUCCGCCCAGUCAACCCACUAAGUUACACACAAAUAGACUCGGAGAGCAUGUUUUUAAUGAAACACUGCCCUAUGAAAGUCGGAGAACGGAGUCGUAGAUACAAACAAGUUGAACUUGAGCGCCAAAUAGAAAGUUUAAUACUCGAAAGAGAGAUUCUCGACACCAAACUACAAAUGGCCACGUCAACUCUUGAAGCAAACUCUUAUGCAAAGAAAAUGAAAGAGUUGGAGUUAAGCAUAUUGAAUAAAAAGAAACAUUUAACACGACUUCAAAAGAAUAUUAAAGCUUCAAUAGAACGUAAAGAAUGUAUAGCAGAGCGGGAAAAACCGAUUUAG
Entamoeba invadens IP1 is the source of this 357-nucleotide messenger RNA. RefSeq lists its product as hypothetical. Lineage: Eukaryota; Evosea; Mastigamoebida; Endamoebidae. The transcript has a single exon. The coding region runs from base 1 to 357 and encodes 118 amino acids. The record is from RefSeq and is a predicted model, not a curated record.